Molecule: messenger RNA, 1611 nt
Organism: Dalotia coriaria
Lineage: Eukaryota; Metazoa; Arthropoda; Insecta; Coleoptera; Staphylinidae
Product: tubulin alpha-1 chain-like
Exons: 2
Coding region: 95-1447 (450 amino acids)
Biological process (GO): mitotic cell cycle; microtubule cytoskeleton organization
Cellular component (GO): microtubule; cytoplasm
Molecular function (GO): structural constituent of cytoskeleton; GTP binding
Source: RefSeq, a predicted model, not a curated record
GACAACGCCUAGAGUCUGAAAUUGCGGCGUAACGUGGCCAGUUUAUAUUUCGAUCUUGCCUUGAAAGCAUCGACGAUAUAACUACUGAUUCAAAAUGCGUGAGUGUAUCUCUGUUCAUGUUGGCCAAGCUGGCGUCCAGAUUGGUAACGCCUGCUGGGAGCUUUAUUGCCUGGAACAUGGCAUCCAGCCUGAUGGUCAGAUGCCUUCUGACAAAACCAUCGGUGGAGGUGAUGACAGCUUCAACACUUUCUUCUCCGAGACCGGUGCCGGCAAGCACGUCCCACGUGCGGUGUUCGUCGAUCUGGAACCCACUGUAGUCGAUGAAGUUCGCACCGGUACAUACCGUCAACUCUUCCACCCGGAACAACUUAUCACCGGCAAGGAAGACGCAGCUAAUAACUACGCUCGCGGUCAUUAUACCAUUGGCAAAGAGAUCGUCGAUUUGGUGCUGGACCGCACUCGCAAACUGGCUGAUCAAUGCUCUGGUCUGCAAGGAUUUUUGAUUUUCCAUUCCUUUGGCGGUGGUACUGGCUCCGGUUUCACUUCUUUGUUGAUGGAACGUUUGUCUGUUGACUAUGGCAAGAAGUCCAAACUGGAAUUCGCCAUCUACCCCGCCCCUCAGGUUUCUACUGCUGUUGUUGAACCUUACAAUUCUAUCCUGACAACUCAUACUACUUUGGAGCAUUCUGACUGCGCGUUUAUGGUUGACAACGAGGCCAUCUACGACAUCUGCCGCAGGAAUUUGGACAUUGAACGCCCGACCUACACCAACUUGAACAGGUUGAUUGGUCAAAUUGUUUCUUCAAUCACGGCUUCUCUUCGAUUCGACGGUGCUCUUAACGUGGAUCUUACUGAGUUCCAAACCAACUUGGUGCCAUACCCACGUAUUCACUUCCCGUUGGUCACCUACGCACCGGUGAUCUCCGCCGAGAAGGCUUAUCAUGAGCAGCUGUCUGUGAGUGAGAUCACCAACUCAUGUUUCGAGCCGGCCAAUCAGAUGGUCAAAUGCGACCCACGACAUGGCAAAUACAUGGCUUGCUGCAUGCUGUACAGAGGAGAUGUUGUGCCCAAGGACGUCAACGCCGCUAUUCAGGCAAUUAAGACCAAGCGUAGCAUUCAGUUCGUAGACUGGUGCCCGACUGGUUUCAAGGUUGGCAUCAACUACCAGCCACCAACCGUUGUUCCCGGUGGUGAUUUGGCAAAGGUGCAGAGGGCCGUGUGCAUGUUGUCCAACACCACUGCUAUUGCCGAAGCCUGGGCUAGGUUGGAUCAUAAGUUUGAUCUGAUGUACGCCAAGAGAGCCUUCGUCCACUGGUAUGUUGGUGAAGGUAUGGAAGAGGGUGAAUUCUCUGAAGCCAGAGAAGAUUUGGCCGCUCUCGAGAAGGACUACGAAGAAGUUGGCAUGGACUCCAACGAUGGCGAGGGAGAGGGCGCCGACGAGUAUUAAAUAUUCUCGUCAUAUUUGAACUUGUGGCUGUUGCAUUCAUUUUCGUACAAUGUUUUUAUUAUUAACUGAGUAUAAAUAUUUUAUCUAUAUUUAUUUAUUAAUGUAUACAUCGGAGAUGAUUGCAAAAGUGAUACAAAUGAAAAUAAACACAAUGUCUGACUAAA